This is a messenger RNA of Rangifer tarandus platyrhynchus (Svalbard reindeer), 363 nucleotides long. Lineage: Eukaryota; Metazoa; Chordata; Mammalia; Artiodactyla; Cervidae. The record is from the annotation of a GenBank genome assembly.
AUGGCCCGGGAGAGUCUCCUCUUUGCCAGCCCCCAGGUGACCUGGGUCACCGGGGCCUCGCGGGUUGUAACCCCUUGUGGGGGAGUGAACCGAAUUCUGGGAAGCCCGGAUCCCAGGGUCCGGGCGGGAGCUUGCUGCUCCUGGGAACCCGGCAGUAGCCGCAUCUAUUCCUUUGUAACUUGCACGGGCCUCGGGAGUCGGGUGGGCGCCUCUGGGCUGGUUGCUAGUGGACCCGGGGGACCCGGGAAUCAGGCGACAGCUGCAGGAAUGUGGAGCUCCUGGGUGCUUCGGCUUCCAGAGCACCGGGGGGCGAGGACCAUGGUUUACGCGGAGCCAUUCCCCGCCCCCUGGACCAGUUUCUGA